AUGGACCUAAGUAAUUCUCAGGAACAGUCAGUGGCUACAGAAGGACAGGAAGUUUUGAAAGACUGUAAUGUGAACAAAUUCCAGGAGAUGGAAAACAUGGAUAGUAGGGAAGAUAUGAAAGAGCACAGUCAACCUCAUGAAGAAACAGGAGAUGACUUGGUUAAAGUGAAGGGUGAAUACAAUGAAAGAGAAGAGAGUGCUUUGAAUUCAGAGCCUAUGGAAAAUACAGAAGAAUCUGAAAUACCUUACAGCUAUCCAAGAGAAUAUAAUGAAUAUGAGAGCAUUAAACUGGAGAGACAUUCUGGUUCAUAUGACAACAUCAGGCCAACUAGUGGAAAGAUGAACUGCGAUGUCUGUGGAUUAGCCUGCAUUAGCCUCAAUGUCUUGAUGGUUCACAAGCGUAGCCACACUGGUGAACGGCCAUUCCAGUGUAAUCAGUGCGGAGCGUCCUUUACUCAGAAGGGUAACCUCCUCCGCCACAUUAAACUACAUACAGGGGAAAAACCUUUUAAAUGUCAUCUUUGCAGCUAUGCCUGCCAAAGGAGAGAUGCACUAACAGGUCACUUAAGGACACAUUCUGUGGAGAAGCCCUACAAAUGUGAGUUUUGUGGAAGGAGUUACAAGCAGAGAAGCUCAUUAGAGGAGCAUAAAGAGCGAUGUCGUACUUACUUGCAGAGCACUGGCAUGUGUGAGGCUGGUAACGUGGAGGCAAGGCACAUCAAAGCAGAGAUGGGGACUGAAAGAGCACUCGUGCUGGACAGGUUAGCGAGCAACGUGGCAAAGCGAAAAAGUUCAAUGCCUCAGAAAUUUAUUGGUGAGAAGCGACAUAGCUUUGACAUUAAUUACAAUUCCAGUUUCUUGUAUGAAAAGGAAAGCGAAAUGAUGCAAGGACGUAUGAUGGACCAGGCCAUAAAUAAUGCGAUCAGCUAUCUUGGAGCAGAAGCACUGCGUCCCCUUGUACAAACCCCACCAGCUCCCACUUCUGAGAUGGUCCCUGUCAUCAGCAGCUUGUAUCCCAUACCACUCACCCGCUCUGAAAUGUCAAAUGGCAAUCCACAAGACACAGAGAAGAGCCAUGCCCACCUUAGAGACAAAAGUUUGUCUUCUGACAGAGGCCUUUCCCCAAACAACAGUGGCCAAGACUCCACAGAUACUGAUAGCAACCAUGAGGAGCGCCAGAGUCACACCUACCAUCAAAACCAAAUGAUCCCCUCCCAGGUCCGCAAUGGCCUCCAAUCUUUGAAGGAGCUCCCAAGGCCAUAUGACAUAAUCAAGCCACCAACCAUAUGCCCACGUGAUGCCUUUAAGGUUAUCAAUAAGGAAGGUGACGUCAUCGGGGUCUACAGAUGUGACCAUUGUCGUGUCUUGUUUUUGGAUUAUGUGAUGUUCACCAUUCAUAUGGGAUGCCACGGAUUCCGUGAUCCUUUCGAAUGCAACAUGUGUGGGUACAGAAGCCAAGACAGAUAUGAGUUCUCCUCACAUAUAGCACGAGGAGAGCACAGAGUGGUCCUGAAGUAA
Terrapene triunguis (Three-toed box turtle) is the source of this 1518-nucleotide messenger RNA. It is a transcript of the gene IKZF3, whose product is annotated as IKAROS family zinc finger 3. Bases 1 to 1518 code for a protein of 505 amino acids. Lineage: Eukaryota; Metazoa; Chordata; Testudines; Emydidae. The transcript is spliced from 7 exons. The record is from RefSeq and is a predicted model, not a curated record.